AGCAAUAUCAGAAAAUGCUAGAAUGAAUGUUGAUUGUAAAACCACACUGAGCACCAUCCUCCAAUGUGUGAUGAAGGAUUCUGUUUGGAAAAUGCCAAGCCGGAAGUUUGCUGAUGGCGAGGUGGUGAUGGGCCGUUGGCCGGGAAGCGUCCUGUACUACGAAGUACAAGUGACCCGUUAUGAUGAUGUUGCUCAUCUUUAUACUGUCAAGUACAAAGAUGGAACUGAACUUGCACUGAAGGAAAGUGAUAUAAGGUCGCAGUCAUCGUUCAAGCACAGGAAGAGCCAGUCUUCUUCCAGUUCUCCCUCCAGAAGAAGUAGCAGCAGAUCUCGCUCUCGCUCUCGGUCUCCUGGCCGGCCAGCAAAGGGCAGACGUCGUUCUGCUUCCCAAAGCAGGGAGCACAAAGACGACAAAAAGAAAACCAUUCAGGAGACCAGCUUAGCUCUACCGAAACCGAGUGAGAAUAACACCAAAAGGUACAAUGGUGAACCUGAAAGUACAGAAAAAAAUGCCACAUCCUGCAUCAUCUUGGAGCAAAAGUUAAAACCAGACCUGGAAAUCAAGCAUGUGCUUGAGCAGUACAGUUUGCGUUCGAGGAAAGAUGAGAAGAAAAAAGAAGAUAUCUAUUCAGAGAAAAAGACUUUUGUGGCUGUAAAACCAAUUGAGAAAGUACCAACAAAAACAAAGGAGCUGGAGUUUGGGGGAAGAAUUGGGACCUUCAUGCUGAUAUUUCUCCUGCCUGCUACUGUAUUCUACUUGCUGUUGACGUGCAAACAAGAUGAUCCGAGUCUUCUGAACUUCCCUCCUCUGCCAGCACUUGAGAGUCUUUGGGAUGGGAGGGUGUUUGGUGUCUUUCUUCUGUGGUUUUUCCUUCAAGCUGCGUUUUACUUCCUGCCAAUUGGAAAGGUUGUAGAAGGCCUGCCUCUUUCCAGUGGCAGGAAACUGCAGUACCGGAUAAAUGGGUUUUAUGCUUUUAUUUUGACUGCUGCAGUUAUUGGAGUUUUAUUGUACUUUCAAUUUGAGCUUCAUUAUUUGUAUGAUCACCUCAUGCAGUUUGCAGUGUCAGCUGCAGCUUUUUCUUUGGCACUGAGCAUUUAUCUGUACAUUCGAUCCCUGAAAGCACCUGAGGAAGAGCUAGCACCAGGUGGAAAUUCUGGGUAUUUUAUUUAUGAUUUUUUUACUGGACAUGAAUUAAAUCCUCGUAUUGGUAGUUUUGACCUCAAAUACUUCUGUGAGUUGCGUCCAGGAUUAAUUGGCUGGGUUGUUAUAAACUUGGCAAUGCUCUUGGCUGAGAUGAAGAUCCACAAUCUCAGUGUGCCAUCCCUGUCCAUGAUUCUUGUGAACAGCUUCCAGCUUCUCUAUGUGGUGGAUGCUCUUUGGAAUGAGGAAGCUGUUUUGACUACAAUGGAUAUUACCCAUGAUGGAUUUGGAUUCAUGCUGGCGUUUGGAGAUCUGGUGUGGGUUCCAUUUGUCUACAGCCUGCAGGCCUUCUACUUAGUGGGUCAUCCCACCACAAUUACUUGGCCUGUUGCUGCUGCAAUUACUGUUCUGAACUGUAUUGGAUAUUACAUAUUCCGUAGUGCAAAUUCUCAGAAGAACAAUUUCCGGCGGAAUCCAGCAGAUCCCAAAUUGGCCAAUCUGAAAUUUAUACCCACUGCAACUGGAAAAGGGCUUCUUGUCACGGGUUGGUGGGGUUUUGUUCGUCACCCGAAUUACCUCGGUGACAUCAUCAUGGCUCUGGCAUGGUCCCUACCCUGUGGUUUUAACCAUAUUUUACCCUAUUUCUACGUCAUCUAUUUCAUCUGCUUGCUUGUCCAUCGAGAGGCUCGUGAUGAACACCACUGUAAGCAGAAGUAUGGCUUGGCCUGGGAGAGGUAUUGCCAGCGCGUCCCAUACCGCAUAUUCCCCUACAUCUACUAGAGCACUCCAGAGGCCUGAUGGGCAAAUUACUACUACAGAUAGAUUCCUUGCAGAGAAAAAGAUACCUCUUACCUUUGCACUUGGUCAUUUG
Messenger RNA from Vidua macroura (Pin-tailed whydah), 2012 nucleotides. RefSeq names its product lamin B receptor (gene LBR). Gene Ontology annotation, cellular component: nuclear inner membrane. Bases 23 to 1921 code for a protein of 632 amino acids. Gene Ontology annotation, molecular function: oxidoreductase activity, acting on the CH-CH group of donors, NAD or NADP as acceptor. Gene Ontology annotation, biological process: sterol biosynthetic process. The record is from RefSeq and is a predicted model, not a curated record. The transcript has 14 exons. NCBI's taxonomy places the organism in Eukaryota, Metazoa, Chordata, Aves, Passeriformes, Viduidae.